UCCCGUCAAGUUUGAACUUUUCCCCUCGAGAGUCAAAAAAGUAAGCAAAAAACACUCAAGUUUUUGGCAAUUGUUCAGUAUAAUUGUCGAUAUCUGCAAACCAAAAACAGAAAUUUUCCAAAUAAAGACAAUGUUAUCCAUUGCUCUAGUUUCCUUUCUCCUGUUACAUUUCACUGUGGCUCUCAAGCCAGACUCUUUCUUGCUAAGUUGUGGCGCACCAUCAGGCACCACAGAUGAAUCCGAUGGCCGUCAAUGGUAUACGGAUACCCACGAUCCAAGUCUCUUGCCUUCCAAUUUUUCAAGCAUAUCCUCAACAGCCACGGCUUUUGACACUUCAGUCACGAGAGUCCCUUAUAUGAGCGCCCGAAUUUUCCAAUCUCCCUUCACUUACACUCUCCCUGUUUCCCCUGGCACCAAAUUUCUCCGUCUCUAUUUUUAUCCCUCCUCCUACCUUGGCAUCACAAAAUCUCAAUCCUUUUUCUCUGUCACAGCAAAUCAUAUUACCCUCUUGAGUAACUUCAGCGCUUUCGAUGCAACUACCAAUUCUAGUAAAGCUAUUCGAAAAGAAUUUGUCGUUAAUGUUAAUGGGACAAAGACACUCAAGAUAACGUUUUCUCCUUCACCCAACUCUUACGCUUUUGUCAAUGGGAUUGAGAUACUUCCCAUACCCACCAAUCUUUAUUUUCGCGGAGGUGAUUAUGCGAUCAAAUGGGUGGGGCGGAGAAAUUUGUAUUACAUCGAUAACAAUACUGCUCUUGAAACUUUGUACAGGCUGAACGUGGGAGGUAAUUUGGUUGCUAGCACAGGGGAUACGGGGAUAUAUCGUGUAUGGGCUGCAGAUGACAAAUUUGUGGUGGGAUAUGACAAUCAAACUCCUCAGUUUGAUGUCAACGUUACUUACACUGAUCAAACCCCAACUUAUACUGCGCCAAACAUAGUUUACACAACCGCUAGGGAAUUGGCCAAUAACAGCCGGAGCCUGGAUUGGAAAUUCCCUCUAGAUUCUGGAUUCUAUUAUCUUUUCAGACUCCAUUUUUGUGAGAUUGAGCCGGAAAUUAGGCGAUUGAACUCCCGGGUUUUCAACAUAUACAUUGGAAACAGAACAGCAGAUGAAGCAGUUGAUGUAAUUGGACUGACUGGCGGCUGGGGAAUCCCAACGUACAGAGACUACGUGGUGUAUGUGAGAGACAAAGAUGUCCAACUAAGAAAGGAAAAUGUGUGGCUUGAAUUGCAACCUAACAUGGAAACAAGAGCUGUGUAUGAUAAUGUUAUCUUAAAUGCCUUGGAAAUUUUCAAAUUGAGCAAUCCAAAUGGAAAUCUGGCCGUUCCAUAUCCGGAAUUGCGCUUCGAAGGUCCAAUACCAAACAAGAAGAAGAAAAGAAUAUCAUGGCAUAUCAUUGUUGCUAUCAUCGCAGGUGUGACUAGCGCUAUUGCUGUUUUCUCAAUUCUGGGUUUCUUAAUUUCCCGUCGACGACAAAAUGGGGGAAAAGGUUCUGGAACAAGUGUUACCAAGUCAUCAUCACUACCAUCCGAUCUGUGCCGACACUUUUUAAUAGCAGAGAUAAAAAAUGCAACCGACAAUUUUGAUGAAAAAUUUGUGAUUGGAUAUGGAGGUUUUGGUAAUGUUUAUAAAGGGUACCUCGACAAUGGUACAAUCACAGUUGCAGUCAAGAGAUCAAAUCCUUCAUCAAAUCAAGGGGUUCGCGAGUUCCAAACAGAGAUUGAGAUGCUAUCAUCAAAGCUAAGGCAUCGACAUCUAGUGUCCUUAAUUGGUUAUUGUGAUGAUGAGAAUGAGUUGAUCUUGGUUUAUGAUUACAUGGCUAAUGGAACCCUCCGUGAUCACUUGUACAACACUGAGAAUACUCCCCUUCCAUGGAAGAAACGCCUUGACAUUUGUAUUGGUGCAGCUAAAGGAUUAUAUUACCUCCAUUCAGGUACCAAACAUACGAUCAUUCACCGUGAUGUCAAGUCAACUAACAUCCUAUUGGAUGAUAAAUGGGUUGCCAAGGUGUCUGAUUUUGGGUUGUCCAAAGUAGGUUCAGUAGGUGGGACAGAUACUACCCAUGUUAGCACUGCAGUGAAAGGAAGUUUUGGAUACGUAGAUCCUGAAUACUACAAGCGCCAACGAUUGACAGUAAAAUCAGAUGUGUAUUCUUUUGGGGUGGUUCUGUUUGAAGUGUUAUGUGGUAGGCCAGCAAUAAAUCCAAACUUGCCAAGUGGGCAAGUGAAUUUGGCUGAAUGGGCUUGUAGGAGUUGUGAAAAAAGAAAUGUUGAACAAAUAAUUGAUCCAAACUUGAAAGGACAAAUAGCCCCAGAAUGCUUAAGCAAGUUUGCAGAAUUGGCAUAUCAUUGUUUGAGGGAACAAGGGGUCGAAAGGCCAUCAAUGGGUGAUGUUGUGAGAAGUUUAGAAUUUGCAUUACAACUCCAAGAGGGUGCAGAUAAUGAGGUGGAUGGAUACGUAAACCCUUCUUUUCCAUUGAUUAUUAAUGGCGAUGCUAAUGUAAGGACGAAUGAAGAUGAGAUAAGCGAAGUUGAAAGAAAACUGACAAGCAAUGGUAUAUCCAUGUCGGUCAGUAGGAGUGCCAAAUUGAACAACGUUGCCAUUUUCUCUGAGAUUGUAAAUCCAUUGGGUCGAUGAAAUAUUGAAAUGUAUGAGGCUUUUCAGGUUUAAGGUCCAAUUCUUUGUAUCAUUUUUUUACAGGUCAAACUUGUAAAAGACAACUUACAGGAAUCCAUUAUAUUA
Molecule: messenger RNA, 2743 nt
Organism: Solanum stenotomum
Lineage: Eukaryota; Viridiplantae; Streptophyta; Magnoliopsida; Solanales; Solanaceae
Product: receptor-like protein kinase FERONIA
Exons: 3
Coding region: 131-2638 (835 amino acids)
Biological process (GO): protein phosphorylation
Molecular function (GO): ATP binding; protein kinase activity
Source: RefSeq, a predicted model, not a curated record